GCCGCCUCAGCGCGGAGGCUGGAGGCUGUGCUGGGUUGGAAGGCCGCGGGCUAGAGCCGGUGGCUACCGCCGUGGUCGGGGCGCCCAGCCGACCUUAGCUCGGCCUCUCCGUGACCGCCUCGGCCCCGGGGGACCCGCAUCCCUCCGGACACAGCCUCUCCUCUCCCAUUCCCUCCGGCCUAAGCCUUCGGGCGCGCGGAGCCGCCCCUCUCUCCCUGGAGCAUCAGGACCGUGAACUGGGGGGUCAAGUCCGCCGGCGAGCUGCUUGCCUUUCCCAGGCCUUGAUAAAGCAAGUAUGUUUCGUCUCAUACAAAGAUGCUGCUUCCACACACCUUUCAAACUCCAGAAGUUAACCAGUCCCAGACUACUACUGCAUGGAAAGAAUAAGACAACUUGGUCUCCUCUUGGCCUCUGGCUGCAGAGAGGUGUGUGUCCUCUCUCAGGAUCUCCAAGCCUCAACCCAGCAUCAGUAUAUACAACGAAGCUCCAGGCUUUUCACACCUCUCUUCCCUUCUUCAAGAAGAAACCCCCCCCAGAUUCUGAGAUCAAAGGCCCAGGCAUCUUGGAGCGAAGUAUGAAAUCACUGAAGGAGUCUCCCAAGCCAGCCCUUUACUUAAGCCUUGCAGGGCUAAUUCCAUUUGCUUCUGUGCCACUGUUAAUGGCCGUCCAAGGGACCUACUACCCAGAGCUGGUGUCUGCUCAGCUUAUGUAUGGUGCUGUAACAGUCGCUUUCAUAGGAGGAAUGAGGUGGGGGUUUGCUCUCCCAGAAAACAGCCCAGCUAAGCCAGACUGGCUGAACCUGGCUAACAGUAUAGUUUCUCCUCUACUUGCGUGGCAAGCCUUACUUCUUAAAGAUAUCACUUCUAGUGCAAUAAUGCUAGUAAUAGCUUUAGGGAUUGCACUGCAUUAUGAUGUUUCCCUUCUUCCUACUUAUCCUAGGUGGUUUAAAGUACUGAGGGUAGUGGGAACAGUGGUGAUGGUAUUAUCACUAUUAUCUACUGCAGUGUUGAAGACUAUUGCAGAGAUGCAACCAAGUGACAGCAGAGAUAAAUGACAGAACAUGGAAUAAAAAAAUCAACAGGAAAACACUCUUUAUCUGUCAGUAAGGUAUUUGUAUUGAGUUCCAGGGGAAACAAACUUAUUUGUGCUUAGAAGUCAUAAGAUGGUAGUGAUCAAAAUGCUUAUUCCUGAAACAAACAGCUAGUUUAGGAGGGAAGGAUUGUGAAUAGCGCUGACUUCUAAGGCAGGCAUGAGUUUGUCCUUAUCUGUAGAAUAAAGCAUCACUCAAAUGAAAUGUUACUGUCAUGAAUUUAAAAUGGAAUUCAAAUGACAUGGGUAUGAAUUUCUCUAUGCUGAAUUAUUAAAAGUAUCUGAUUGAAC
Molecule: messenger RNA, 1380 nt
Organism: Athene cunicularia (burrowing owl)
Lineage: Eukaryota; Metazoa; Chordata; Aves; Strigiformes; Strigidae
Gene: TMEM69
Product: transmembrane protein 69
Exons: 3
Coding region: 296-1054 (252 amino acids)
Source: RefSeq, a predicted model, not a curated record